Messenger RNA from Trichomonas vaginalis G3, 579 nucleotides. RefSeq lists its product as uncharacterized. Bases 1 to 579 code for a protein of 192 amino acids. The transcript has a single exon. The record is from RefSeq and is a predicted model, not a curated record. Lineage: Eukaryota; Parabasalia; Trichomonadida; Trichomonadidae.
AUGAUCCACUAUUUGUUUCUUUCAAAAUUUCCAAGAUGGGCAAUGGCUAUAACGUUAUAUUCGAGUUAUUACGAAUAUUAUUAUAAGUUUAACACAAAAUGCAAACUAAUUAAAUACCUUAGAUCUCAAUAUCCAAAAGAAGCCGGACCACAGAAGGCUCUUGGACUUACUUUCGAGAAGGGUGAAAAGAUUUCGUUUCAUUAUUCCGAAUUUUUAUACUAUAACAAGUUUGUUAAGCUGGAUGAUAACGAUAUUAGAUUCUUAGGGAAAUACAUUAUCAAAAGAUUUAUUGAUGAUGUUGAUCAAGGCCUAGUUCCUUAUUCAGUUGUCAAUGUAUAUGGAUAUCUCUUUGGAGGAAUCAUAUAUAGAUAUGCUAUUCUUGAGAACGCAGACGACGAUGUGAUUGAAUCAAUCAAAACAUUUGCAAGAUGUUUCCGAAUGUGUGACUGGAACCUUCAUGUUCGUAAAUAUAAAGAACCUAAAAUCAGCUACUUCUACUAUGAUGGUACACAAAACAAAAUGCCAUGGCAAGAGUUUAUGCCGCCGUUAGAAAUUGUAAAUAAAGAUCCGGUCUUUUGA